CCUUUCCUUUCCACUCUUGCUUCCUUCUUCUCUCCUCUCCUCUCCUCUUCUCUCCUCUCCUCUCCUACAGCUGAUCUUCCAAACUUGGUCAUGUUCUUCGUUCUGCAGCCAAACACUCUGAGCUUUAAACAACAUCCAUCACACACACUCACACUCACACUCACACACACACACACACACACACACACACACACAGUCGGCUCUGGUCUUUACUCUGUUUCUAUUUUAGCUCGACUCUCUCGGGCGGCGGUCAUGGCUCGCUGCAGGAGUUACUUGCGAGGACUCGACAUCUGUGUCACUGUGCUGCUACUGGUGUCUGGUGUGGUCAUGAUCGGCGUCGGCUUUUCCACCAUCCAUAGCAGCAUACCAGAGCUGUUCGACCAGCUGUCCAGCAGCGAUGGUUUACUGGUCCUGCAGGUGUUUGGCCCGCUCACCGUGCUUUUGUCUGUUCUGGGCGUCUGCGCUGCUUCUUUGGACCUCAAACCUCUUCUGCUGGUGUUUUCUGCUCUGAUAUUCGUGGAGUUUGUGGCUCUGAUGGUUGUUGCCUCACCGCUGGUUCAGGUUCAAGCUCAGAUGGACAGCGAAGUGGAGGAGGUGUUUCUCAACAACACUCCUCUUCACAGAGCAGAACUUGGCAUCCAGGAAGAACUAAUAAAACUUCAGAACUCGGAUUCUUGUUGUGGUUUGAGGAGUUUUGAUGACUGGGAGACUCAUCUUCCUCCCUCCUGCAUCUGCACGCCUCCCUCAUCCCACCCGUCCACCCUGCUGAGCUCUCAGGCCGGUAACUCCAGCUCACAGGAGCCCUGUGUUUUGGUGGAUAAUGACCUUUCACCUCUGACCCCACAAAACACAAAUAAAGUGUGGGUUCACUCCAAGCCAUGUGGUCCCAUCCUGAAGAGCUACCUGAGCUUCCCCAUCAAACUCAGGAUAGGAAUUAUUUCAGCCUUCGCCACCAUUGCGAUGGCGGCCAUAGCUCUGUCCCUGGCGUUGGGUCUGGAGGAAUACUGGAAGACACCUCCAGUAGAAACAACAGUCGACGACUUCAACAGAGUGAAAUACCAACCCAAACCCUCCAUGACCUGACCUCUGACCUCUGACCCCUCACCCAAAACCUAGGCAUCAGUACGCACUGCAUCAGGAUGCUGCCUUGGGCAAGGUGAUUAAUAAAAGAAUCAUCCGUUCUUUCGGGAAUUUCAAAACAGCAUAUUUAUUUUUGAUAAAACAGUGACUUAAAUCUGUGACUGGGCUGUAAUUAUUUUAUGUAAUUAUUGGAAAUUUUUUUAAUUUUUGAAGGUUAUGCCAACUUGCAAAACAUGCAAACCUCCUGCAGAGCACCUCCUGACUUUUGGGCUUCUGUCAUAAUAACAGCCUCACAGUCACAGUCGACAGGAAGUGUAGAAGAUAAUGAGGCCGCUUUAGGGAGGUUCUCACGAUGAUGUUAUUCCGACAGUGUUUUUUGUUGUUUUUUUGUUGGGGAGGAGGGUAUCUGUGUUUUGAGAUGUUGCUGUGGAGUUGAGUCAUUGACCCUUUGAGGCUCCAAACAGUCGCCUGCCUUUCCUGUCAUCGGCUUUAUAAUGAUAUUUAAACUGGGUAGGGGUCCAAAAACAUGCCUGAAAUGCUGGUGUUCUUCUCACUGACUUUGCAGAGCUGUUAUCCAAUCACAAUGCUUGUUUUAUUUUUGAUUUUUGAAAGCCAGUGACUCUAGACUCCUCUCAGAGAGCUCAUAACUUGCAACUCAGGACUGCUGAAAACUUUAAUCUAAAAAAGGAGGGGUGGCUGAUGGUUGGGAUGAAAUGUCUCUCGUCCUUGAAAAAAGUGCUUUAUAAAUAAAGUUUACUCUUGUUUACGCAAAUGCA
This is a messenger RNA of Thunnus maccoyii (southern bluefin tuna), 1856 nucleotides long. RefSeq lists its product as uncharacterized. The transcript is spliced from 9 exons. Gene Ontology annotation, cellular component: membrane. The coding region runs from base 91 to 1083 and encodes 330 amino acids. NCBI's taxonomy places the organism in Eukaryota, Metazoa, Chordata, Actinopteri, Scombriformes, Scombridae. The record is from RefSeq and is a predicted model, not a curated record.